GGGGUUUAAGGGCUCGGGCCGGACUGGGGGGUCCGGGGCGGUCUCAGAGCGCGGCCGGACCCCCCGAACUCCGCGAUGCUGGUGCUGCUCGUCCUGGUCCUCGGGACCCCCCGCGCAGGCGCCUUCGUGGUCCAGGUGGCCAGUGAGUGCCCCGUGCCGGCCACCAACGGCUCCUUCGACCUCACCCUCCUCUUCAACAAACUCCCCCUGGUCUGCGUGGACUCCCAGGGCCCCCCCAAAUUCGUGCCCUGCGGGGGGGGGGGUCCCCUGGAGCCCAUCGGGGCCCAACUGGCCAAGACGCUCAACGGGGACCCCCAGUGGGGGGAGAGGCUCCGGAAAAGGGGGAAGGUCUGCACCCAACUGCCCCCAAAAGUGUGGGGGGACACGGCCCAGAGGAGGGUGCCCCCCAAAAUCUGCAUCGUCCCCUCGGCGCCAGGGAACGCCCAGACCCCCCUUGUCCUGACGUGCCACGUGUGGGGCUUUUACCCCCCCGAGCUGAGCCUGGCCUGGCUCAGGAACGGGGUGGUCCUGGAGCCCCAGGGCCCCCCCGGGCCCCCCCCAAUCAUCCCCAUGGGGGACUGGAGCUACAGGAGCGAGGGGACCCUCGAGGUGACCCCCGAGCCCGGGGACACCUUCACGUGCUUGGUGCAGCACCCGAGCCUCAAGCAGCCCCUCCUGGAGGACUGGGCUCCAGGCCUGUCCCCACGGCUGUCCCUGCUGGUGGCCUUGGCUGCCCUGGCCAUGGUUUUGGGACUCCUCCUCUUCUCCUUCGGCCUCUGGAGGUACCAGAAGAAGGCCCCAAUUCCAGGUUACACUCCUCUGCCAGGUGACAACUGUGCAGGCAGCAUCUGAGGACUCCCAGGACUCCCAGGACAGCGACAUUGAGUCUGUGACAGACUCCAAGCCCCCCAACCCCCCAAAAUGUCCCAAAAUGUCGCC
This is a messenger RNA of Chiroxiphia lanceolata (lance-tailed manakin), 939 nucleotides long. RefSeq names its product HLA class II histocompatibility antigen, DM beta chain. Gene Ontology annotation, biological process: antigen processing and presentation of exogenous peptide antigen via MHC class II; positive regulation of T cell activation; immune response. Gene Ontology annotation, cellular component: MHC class II protein complex; membrane. The transcript is spliced from 6 exons. The record is from RefSeq and is a predicted model, not a curated record. Gene Ontology annotation, molecular function: MHC class II protein complex binding. The coding region runs from base 76 to 852 and encodes 258 amino acids. NCBI's taxonomy places the organism in Eukaryota, Metazoa, Chordata, Aves, Passeriformes, Pipridae.